AACAGCUCAAACGUUAUUUUAGUCUGGUAUGGGCUUAAGCCUUGUCUGAGAAACCGGCAACAAAAGUUUAACAAGCCUGCAAGAGUAAAGUCCAUGUUUGUCCGGGGUGACCGUGGUGGAAGUAACUUCGUCCUGUCUUCUGGAACAUAUCGUCAAAAUCACACCACUACACGCGAAGUAACGAUGAAUUCACACUGUGUGGGUGCAAGUGAUGGACUGAUCUUCUGUCUGGCCAGACCAGAAGAUUACGAUGACGUCAUGGCCAUAUCACAAGACAUAUAUGGUGGCAAUGACUACCUUCCACAUCGCUAUCACUCCUGGAUGACUGAGCCAGGAAGAGUGGUUAUUAUAGCACGGAGAGAUAGGAAGCUGGUGGCGCUAGAGUCAGGCCUGGUGGUUGAUGAAGGUGAAACUGUGAUACUAGAGGGGUUAAGAGUGUGUCCAAGUGAAAGGGGCUGUGGUCUGGCUGGAGUGAUCCAGACAUUUGUUGAUGGCUACAUAAAGAAGGUCUAUCCCAAUGUGAAGACCAAACGCCUCACCAGAGGAGAUGACCCAGGGCCUGAAAAACUGAGCAAGUUCACACUGCUGGCCAGACGGGCUAUUCUCUCUCUGUUGGGGAAUUCUGAGGGUUUUGAUAGCUUUGUCUCAGGACUGAAGGAAAAAUUGCUUGCGUCAGAUGGGUCCAACAGCAGCCGUCCUUUAGUGCCAGUAAAGGACUUGGAUGCUCUCAAGGCCCUUCUCUUGGAUUCAGACCUGGCUUCCAGACUCCAGCUUCCAGGGAAUGCUAUUAUCCAGGACUGGCAGCCCUUGAAACUCAUGGAGAGUAACCUUCAUGUCUUGGCAAGGCGAAACUUGACAUGGUUUGUAGAUGGUUCUGGUGCGAAACCUCUGUUCAUGAGCUUCCACACACCUCCCUAUCCUAUUCCAUUUAACGGAGGGUCUCUACGUUUUAAUAUCGACUUGUACGGGACAGACACUUCUUUAGCAAAGAAAGCAUUAACAGCUCAUCUGGAUAGUGUGAUAAGUCAGAUUCAAGGAGUAGUUGUGGUUCAUAUUUAUAUGCAUCAGACUCUAUGGGACGAUUUAAAGCAGUUUUGUGAUGGCCAUGACACAGUGAAGCAGCUCAAGAAUUACUGGAAGCAGCUGUUAUUGGAAAGAGAGUUAUAAUGAUAUUGUUGAAGCUGCCUGAUAUAAAGAAAAAAAGGUGAUUGAUUUGGUAUUGACCAUAAUGGGGUUGUCAGCUUCAUUUAAACAAAGUAUUUGUUCAGCACAUUAAAUCAGUUAGUCAAGUUAUUGUAUAACAAUAUUGUAACAGGUUCGGUGAACUCAUUACAAUAACGGGUGCUGAUGUAUUUGUUCCUCCAUGCUUUCUGAGUACAGGAUGAUUUAAGAAUUUAAUGUUUAAAAAGUACUUCAAGCUGAUUGCUUUGUGACAUUUAUAAUACACUACUAAUACACUUGGAAUUUUAAUUGUAAUUUUUUAAAAUUGAAGUCUCAUAAAAUAAAAACAGUAAUAUUGUGAAAUGUUA
Messenger RNA from Pimephales promelas (fathead minnow), 1529 nucleotides. RefSeq names its product N-acetyltransferase 16, like (gene nat16l). NCBI's taxonomy places the organism in Eukaryota, Metazoa, Chordata, Actinopteri, Cypriniformes, Leuciscidae. Gene Ontology annotation, molecular function: acyltransferase activity, transferring groups other than amino-acyl groups. The record is from RefSeq and is a predicted model, not a curated record.